Molecule: messenger RNA, 1661 nt
Organism: Bactrocera neohumeralis
Lineage: Eukaryota; Metazoa; Arthropoda; Insecta; Diptera; Tephritidae
Exons: 3
Coding region: 170-1546 (458 amino acids)
Source: RefSeq, a predicted model, not a curated record
UACGGAACGUCGUGGCGCGAACAACUCGGCACCUAAACGCCGUUGCCGUUAGAGUGUAAUCCAUAUUAUCAGUAUUCAAAGACUUGUAUGAAUAAGUGAAUAUUCCUAUUUUCGUGGAUGCUGUUAAAUUUUACUGAUAAUUUGUUGUUGUUUUCAAUUCAUAACUAACAUGCUUAUGAGGCACGCAUGGGUCGCGUUAUCUUUCGCCUUACUUUUUUGCUUGGAUCUCAGUGAGGCGCUUAUACGCGAUGAGGAUGUUGGCACAGAAGAGGAGUCCAACACAGAUAUUGACUUGACCGGUGACGCAAAGGAUGACCAUAAUGUACGCGUAACCGAGAAUCGUUUGGCGGCGCAGCUUUUCGCCGUCAUAGAGCAUUUCAAGCAAGAAGAUCCCGUUGGAUUUCCAGGAGCGCCAAUACCAGAUCCCAUGGAGGUGCCAGACAUGCGCAAAAGUCUCGGUAUGGGCACGUUGAGUAUGAUGCAGGUGAAAGCGUAUGGUUUGUCGAAAUUUCGUAUUGACACGGUGCAAGCGGAUCUGAAGGCGAUGAAGGUCGAAGCCGGUAUACAAUUGGACAAGAUGGACGUCCGCGGCAAGUACACGCUGAGCUCACUGUUUACCCGAGCUAAUGGACCGUUCACAGUUGUGCUUAAAAAUGUCUACGUGAAGGCGAAUGCGGCACUAGCUGUCGAAAGAGAUGGACAUUUAACCACGGAACGCAUAAAAAUGGAUAUCACUUUCGGUGAUAUGUCUAUGGAUUUCCAGAAUUUAGGUUUAGUUGGCAAUUUAUUUCAAAGCGUUGUCAACUCUGCGCCCACACUCGUCUUCGAUGCCAUGAAACCGUUCAUGCUAUCGGAAGCGGAUAAGAAAUUACGCGAAGAGAUAAAUGGAAAUCUGGAGAAAUUCUUAGGUGACCGACUUUUGCCUAAUUCAAUAUCACCGUUAGAUAUGGCCAUAGCCGAGGGUCGAAAGAAAGUACGUGAUAUGGGUUACGAUCCAUAUCAUUUGCCCGACUAUAAUCGUACGGCUGGCAUAUUCACCUUUCAGUUGGUGAACUCUUGGAUUUGGGGUGUGUCGAGUUUUUAUCGCGUUGGCGACAUGUCAGUAGCCAUGCAGAAUAAUACAAUUAAAUUACAUUUCCAUGUGGGCACACAGGAGAUUGCCGGCGAAAGUCAUUGGGAAAUCGAUUUUACUCUCGGAUCUCGUACAGGCGUAUUCAAAUUUUCCGUUCAAUAUAUUCGUGUGACAGUCGAGUUGAGUCAAUCACUAGAUACGCGUAAGCGACCACAAAUCAAUGAUCUACAAAUCGAUUUGGGUAAUAUACAAAUACGAAGUGAUGGUGCUGGUACUUUGGAUUAUAUUGCGGAGGCUGCCGUCAAUAUUUUACCCAAUUUAUUACGCUAUCAAAUUAUGGAUAUUCUAGAGAACCCUGUGAAGAUGCGUAUACAGGAGAAAUUCGAUUCGAUUGAUGUAGAGAAAGCGAUAAAGGAAAACUUUGAAAAGUUCCAAACUAUGGGUGAUGACUUCUCAUUUGACUUUAAGCUGUAAAAGUUAAAAUCUCGUCAACCCAGAAUGUUCGAAUUCUUUAAUAAAUUUAUAUGUACAUAUAUAACAAGUGCAACCGUAUAUUUUAUGGUAAUAAAAUGUUGAAUAUAAAAAAAUA